AUGGCCACCGACCAAGAAGCGGGCACUGCGCUCAAAGUGCAAGGAAACAAGGCAUUUGGUCAACACGACUGGCCUACAGCCGUCGAAUUCUAUAACCAGGCUAUCGAAAAAUAUGACCAGGAUCCCUCCUUCUUCUGCAACCGAGCACAGGCUCAAAUUAAGCUCGAGGCUUUCGGAUUUGCUGUUGCGGAUGCCACCAAGGCUUUGGAACUAGACGCCAACUACGUGAAGGCCUAUUGGAGACGUGCCCUGGCCAAUGUCGCAAUCCUGCACUACAAGGAAGCCUUGAAGGAUUUCAAGGCUGUGCUCAAACGCGAACCAGGCAACCAAAAUGCGAAGCUGCGAGCUGCAGAGUGCGAGAAGCUUGUGCGCCGCAUAGAGUUUGAGCGGGCCAUCGAGGUCUCGGACCCUCCCUCUGCAUUCGCAGAUUUGGAUAUCGACGCUAUCAAGGUUGAGGAUAAUUAUGAUGGUGUGCUCCUCGGAGAAGAGAUGACACAGGAAUUCAUUGAUGAUAUGAUCCAGCGAUUUAAGGAUGGAAAGAAGAUCCAUCGCAAGUACGUUUUCCAGAUCAUCAAGGCUGUUAAGGAACUUGUCUACAACGAGCCCACGAUGGUGGAAGUCGGCGUUGAGUCUGGCAAGAAGUUGACUGUUUGCGGUGAUACCCAUGGCCAAUACUUCGAUUUGCUCGAAAUCUUCCGCCGUAACGGUGCUCCCUCCGACACCCACGCUUAUCUCUUCAACGGUGAUUUCGUCGACCGUGGAUCCUGGUCUUGCGAAAUUGCAUUGUUGCUCUAUGCCUACAAGUGGCUCCGACCUAACGGUCUGUUCCUCAACCGCGGCAACCACGAGACAGAUGAUAUGAAUAAGGUUUACGGAUUCGAGGGUGAAUGUAAGGCUAAGUAUAAUGAGCGCGUCUUCAAGGUGUUCUCAGAGUCUUUCUCUGCCUUGCCGCUUGCCACCUUGAUCGGUGAUAAGUACCUUGUUCUGCACGGUGGCCUUUUCUCCGAUGAUAAGAUUAAGUUGGAUGAUAUCCGCAAGCUUAACCGUCACAACCAAAGACAGCCUGGCCAAGCAGGUCUCAUGAUGGAGAUGCUUUGGACUGAUCCUCAGGUUGACCCUGGCCGUGGCCCUAGCAAGCGUGGUGUGGGUCUUCAGUUUGGUCCUGAUGUGACCAAGCGUUUCUGUGAGAACAACGGACUUGAAGCUAUUAUUCGCUCUCAUGAAGUGCGCAUGGGAGGCUACGAAGUCGAGCACGAUGGUCGCUGCAUCACCGUCUUCUCCGCCCCCAGAUACUGCGACGCCACAGAAAACAAGGGUGCAUACAUCAACAUUGGCCCUGAACUCAAGCUUGCUUAUGAAGUGUUUGAGGCUGUGCCCCACCCUGAUAUCAAGCCAAUGGUAACCCAAUACCUCACAUCCGACAAGUCGAGCUUUGCCUCGAUCUCGGCCAACGAGCGCUGGCCUGUCAUCCUUACCGGUGCCAUUGAUGACCUACACCGCACGGUUGUAGGCGUAAAUGAAGAUGAGAAGGCCAAUGAGGGCAAGAGCAUCAUUGCCAACCUGGCCAAGUUGAAGUAUGAACUUCAACAUAACCGACAACUUACGUGA
This is a messenger RNA of Penicillium salamii, 1608 nucleotides long. Lineage: Eukaryota; Fungi; Ascomycota; Eurotiomycetes; Eurotiales; Aspergillaceae. The record is from the annotation of a GenBank genome assembly.